This is a messenger RNA of Penicillium daleae, 537 nucleotides long. RefSeq lists its product as uncharacterized. The transcript has a single exon. Bases 1 to 537 code for a protein of 178 amino acids. The record is from RefSeq and is a predicted model, not a curated record. NCBI's taxonomy places the organism in Eukaryota, Fungi, Ascomycota, Eurotiomycetes, Eurotiales, Aspergillaceae.
AUGUUCUCCCUCAACCAGAUAGUCCGCCGCAGCGGCGAUAACAACAUCGGUCUUUCCAACACUCUCGUCGACCUCCUGAUCUCACUCCUUGUCCUCGUCUUGCUCGCCCUCGCCCUGGUCGGUGGUCUAUUCAUUAUCCGCCGGAAGCGUCGGUCAAACAACAAGGAAUCCGUUCUUCCCGUCCACAACGGCCAAGUCCCUACCAGCCAGCGCCGGUUAACAAUCACCGCCAACAAGCAUGACUCGGUCAUGGUCUACGACGAGAAGUGUGCUUUGAUGGAGAACUCCGAUAGCCCCCCACCCAGCCCGGUUCCCGAGAUCCGCAUCACCUUCCCCGAGGAGGAGGAUGAGUCUGGCCGCCGCAAGUCCGGCCGCAUGGUCGUCGUUCGGAUCAGCGAGGCCGGCAGCGUGGGCCUGGAACCUUGCCACGAAGAGCUGCCCCCGUACCAGACCACCGACAGCGGUCGGUUCCACUCUCUGGAUAUCGAGCGCAUGGGUGGUCUAAAGGAGAAGGGAGAGGUCAAGAACUACUCUUAA